Molecule: messenger RNA, 441 nt
Organism: Mycena indigotica
Lineage: Eukaryota; Fungi; Basidiomycota; Agaricomycetes; Agaricales; Mycenaceae
Product: 60s ribosomal protein L30
Exons: 4
Coding region: 1-441 (146 amino acids)
Cellular component (GO): cytosolic large ribosomal subunit
Molecular function (GO): structural constituent of ribosome; RNA binding
Source: RefSeq, a predicted model, not a curated record
AUGAAGCGAAGCUUCCCGGCUGUACAUCGACGAAGAAAUCAGCCAUUGAUUUCCAGGUGGUCACAACAAUCACGCCUCUUCAAGACCGCAUCCAUGGCGCCCACCAAAAAGUCCAAAGCCGCAAAAUCAUCCGAGUCCAUCGCGGCCAAGUUGGCGCUUGUCGUAAAAUCGGGCAAAUACAGCCUGGGGUACAAGUCGGCACUGAAGCAGAUGAGGAAUGGCAAGGCCAAACUUGUUCUUAUCGCGGGUAACUGCCCUCCUCUUCGCAAAUCUGAACUCGAGUACUAUGCGAUGCUCUCAAAAACGACCGUUCACCACUUUUCUGGCACCAACGUCGCUCUGGGUACGGCUGCUGGAAAGCUCUUCCGUGUUGGUGUCAUGACUGUCUCGGACCAGGGCGACUCUGACUUGCUCAACUUUGCAGAGGGUAACACUGCUUGA